Penicillium macrosclerotiorum is the source of this 1722-nucleotide messenger RNA. RefSeq names its product Polyketide synthase. Lineage: Eukaryota; Fungi; Ascomycota; Eurotiomycetes; Eurotiales; Aspergillaceae. The record is from RefSeq and is a predicted model, not a curated record. Gene Ontology annotation, biological process: fatty acid biosynthetic process; secondary metabolite biosynthetic process. Gene Ontology annotation, molecular function: fatty acid synthase activity. The coding region runs from base 1 to 1722 and encodes 573 amino acids. The transcript has a single exon.
AUGGAAGACGCCAUGGCUGUGGCAUAUUUCCGUGGAGUUGCCGCUAGCCAACUUCUUUUAUCAAAUCCGAUGAAAGGGUCCAUGGCAGCUAUUGGAAUGUCUGUGGACGCGGUGAUGCCCUAUUUAACACAGUUGACAACCGGCAAGGCUGUUGUGGCAUGCAUCAACAGCCCUUCCAACGUAACAGUAUCCGGUGAUGCCUGUGCAAUUGACGAACUGUUGGACGUGCUAAGAGAUCAAUCUGUGUUUAUGCGGCCUCUCAAUGUGGACGUUGCGUAUCACUCGCAUCACAUGGAAUUGAUUGCCAAUGAAUAUCUAAGUUCCAUUGACCCAAUUUCCCCAAGACCCUAUACAGAUAUAUCAUCAAAUGAAGAAGCUGUUGCAUUCUUCAGCUCGGUUACUGGGGCCGAGAUUCAGCCUGAUGAACUGGCAUCUCGGUAUUGGGUUUCCAACUUACUUGGGCAGGUGCAGUUCUCCCACUCGUUGACAAAUCUCUGUUUUGAGACGAAGAGAAAGCAUGGGGCAGCUGGGGCAAUGGUUAGAAAAAGGGCCGGGGCGGCUAAAAAGCCCAGCAUUGAUUGUAUCUUGGAGAUAGGCCCCCACUCAGCUCUUUCCGGGCCCAUCAAUCAAAUCCUACAGUCGGAUUUGAAACUUAAGGCUGCAAAGAUUUCAUACUUAAGCAUUCUUUCGAGAAAUAUCGAUGCAGUCUCAACUGUACUUCAAGCAGCAUCCACAUUGGCAACACUUAACUACCCAGUAGACCUCUCUGCGAUAAAUUUUCCUGCGGGCAUGGAAAACCGGUUCGCUGCGAGACUUCUCAUGGAUAUGCCACCAUAUUGUUGGAAUCAUACAAGAUCAUACUGGGCAGAGCCUCGCUUGAGUAUAACCUAUCGGCAGCGAAGAUAUCCUCGAACAGAUUUGCUUGGUUCACCUGACAAUAUGGCCUGUUCAUUUGAGCCUCGAUGGCGAAAUCAUCUGCGGUUGUUAGAGAUUCCAUGGCUGAUAGACCAUAAGAUUCAGUCAAACAUUGUUUACCCCGCUGCGGGGUAUAUAAGUAUGGCGAUUGAGGCCAUUACGCAAUUGAUUAAAAGCACCGAUAAGGUUUCGGGCAUUACUAUGCAAGAGGUCUCAAUUCGCUCAGCCUUGAUCAUUCCGGAAGAUAGAGGGGUUGAAGUAAUGACUUCAUUUCGUCGAUUUGAUCGGAAUCGAACAAAUGAAGGAAGUAUUCGCUAUGAGUUCCAUAUUUACUCCGUCACUAGUACCAACAGGUGGACUGAGCAUUGUUCUGGACUUAUUGGUGUGAAAACCGAAUCAGACUCAAGUGAUCGAUUGGCUGUUAAAGAGAUGAAUGGGAAUGAUAUUACACUCCUGGGGGAGCAAACCAACAGCAUUUCCGUAAUUAACGUUCAUCAGCUCUACGAAUUAUUACAAAAUGUUGGCCUAGAGUAUGGUCCGCACUUUUCCAAUCUCACUAGUGCUCGCAGAAUUCAGAAUGGCACCUGCUUUGGAGAAAUCACCAUUCCAGACACCGGUUUCAACAUGCCAAUGAAGUUCCAGCAUCCUCUGUUAGUACAUCCUUGCACGUUGGACAGUAUUUUUCACACUAUUUUCGCCGCACUCCCUGAAAGCAUUUGGGCCGGGAAGAAUGCAUUUAUUCCAGUAUUUCUCCACCAACUAUACAUUUCUUCAGAAAUCGACUCCGCCCCCCUGGCGAGAUUUUGA